Messenger RNA from Callorhinchus milii (elephant shark), 2882 nucleotides. RefSeq names its product scaffold attachment factor B2-like. Gene Ontology annotation, biological process: regulation of mRNA processing; regulation of transcription by RNA polymerase II. The transcript is spliced from 19 exons. Lineage: Eukaryota; Metazoa; Chordata; Chondrichthyes; Chimaeriformes; Callorhinchidae. Gene Ontology annotation, molecular function: RNA binding; sequence-specific DNA binding. The record is from RefSeq and is a predicted model, not a curated record. Gene Ontology annotation, cellular component: nucleus. The coding region runs from base 176 to 2194 and encodes 672 amino acids.
UUUACGUGACCAGAGGCCGUCUUGUCUGUUGCACUUUGCUCGUCUCGCUCCAGUAAAUGCGACUUAAGCGAAAGGGGGACUGGUUAUCAGCGGAGGAAAGGCUCGAAAGGAGAUGCAGAUGAGCAUUCCGGAGGUUUUGCAAAUUGCAUUAGAAAAGUGGAAUAUUUAACCCACAAUGAAGAGCACUUGCAUUUGCUGCUCAGUGGAAUAUGUGGCAGUAAAAGAGGAAGGAGGAAAUUCUGGUGAAACUUCAGAAACGCCAAAGAAUAGGACAUCACAGAGGAUGGGAAGAGGAUACAAGAUUGAGGACAGUGGUACUGAAGAGGAUAUUGGAGAUGGGCAGGAGGAUAUUGAAGCUACUGCUGAUCAGGAACCUAGAGUUACACUAGCAGAUACAGAAAAAGAGAAUGUAGCUGGGAGUUCAGGGAAAGCUUGUAGUUCCGUCCCUACAGAGGAGGAGCCGCCUGAGAAGCUACAACUAUUGAUGCAAUAUAUGAUAGAUAUGGAUGCCUGUCAAAAAGAAGAGGAGACUGCCAAGGUCGGGAGUUGUGUAGAGGACAUGCUUACGAUGGACGUGGACUGUGAUGUACAUCUAGAUGGACCGAAGAUGGGAGAAGACACCAGCCUGUUUGUUAAGGCAAAGGUGAGGAACGAGAAGAUGGAAGAUGAAACGGCUGCAUCCGAAAACCUUAGUGAGGUGGAAAGUAGUCAACAGGAUCAAGAAGUGGAAGGGGCAGGCUGUCAGAGUACAGAGAGAGUGCACCUUGGAACUGAAGAAAGCCCGGACGAAACAAUAAACUUGGAAGAUGAGGGUGUUCCUAAAGAAGCAGCUAAGAAAGAGCCCACAUUUGUAGAGGGAGGUGAUCAGAAUAAGAGCUCCACUGAAGAUGAAAAAGGUGCUAAGAAUGGGGCGGAAGAGAAAGGUCAAUCCUGCAAUAGUAGCACUUCAGGCAAUGCUGGCAAGAACCUUUGGGUGAGCGAAUUGUCUGCAGCAACCAGAGCUACUGACCUGAAGAACCUCUUUAGUGAAUAUGGCAAGGUGGUGUGUGCCAAAGUGGUAACUGAUGCCCAUAAUCCUGGUGCCCGAUGCUACGGGUUUAUAACUAUGUCAACACUCAAAGAGGCAGCAGAAUGCAUCAGUUUCUUAAAUCACUCUGAGCUAAGUGGACAAAUCAUCACUGUGGAAAUGGCUUCAAAUGAAUCUGGCAGUAAGAAACAUUCAGUUCUGAAGGGAGGAGAUAUGAAGAAGGACUGCAAAUCAACUUUCACUCGUAAAACAGGAAAUGAUAGACGACAUUCUCGAGAGAAAUCAUCUGCUAGCAGAAAGGGGGAUGAUAGGAAAGAUGGCCAAGAAGAUUCCAGGAAGACGGAUGAUAAAAGAGAUAGAAAGAGGGGAAAGUAUGGACAUCGACAUAGAUCUUCACAUUCAAGGGAAUCUAGAAGAAGAAGUCGAGAUUCAGAUAGGAGGAGAAGUAGAGAUAGGGUGAGAAGAUCAGAGAGCAGGAGGAGAUCUCGCAGCAGAGACGGGCGAAGAGACGUCGUAUCGUUCGAGAAACUCAUUGCGCUAAGACAGCGGAAGCGGCAAUGGGACCACAAAAGGGAACUGUGGGAAAUCGAAAGGCAGAGAGAACGUGGAGCGUGGGAGCAAGAAAGCCGUCGGGAGCAGGAAUCUCGAGAUCUGCUGGAAAGGGAACGGGAGCGCCUGCAGCUUGAGAGGAUGCGCCUUGAAAGGGAGAGAAUGGAGCGAGAGGCACUGGAGAGAGAGCGAUUGCUGAUAGAAGGGGAGAGGAGGAGAGAACAGGAGCGAAUUUACCGGGAAAAGGAAGAGUUAUUCCGUGAGAUGUGCUUCGAUCGAACUCUAAAAAGACCUUGUAAUGAUGUUAGGUACGGCCAGGGUUGGAACAAUAAUCAAUGCUGGAAGAUGGAGGGAUUUCCUGAUCAUUCGCAGCAAGGCGGCAUGGAAGUAGGAAUAAUGGGCAGGGAUUAUUGGAAAGGUGGUGACAGAGGCAUGCACAGCCAGUCUGGGCAGGACUUUAUGAUGCAGAGAAGAGCUGGAAUUCCUAAUCAAGGAAACUUCAUCCAAGGGGGUUAUCAGCAUGGCCCUAAUCCACUUGAUAACCGUUCAGGCCAGAUGAUGCCAGGAAUAAAUAGAUCAGGAGGAAAUCCUUCAGGAGGUUACCGGUGUCCGUAUUAAAUAUGUAUAUAUUUUGAUGCUUUUUUUUUAUUAUUAUUAGCUGUGUUUCAAAGCCAAGUAAUAGUUUGUUCUGUGUUUGUGUUUCCAUGAUUGUUCCUGCAUUAGCUUCUCACUAUUCUUCGUGGCCGUACUGCACCCAAUUGAUCUAAUUAGGCUUUCCAGGACCCUAUCCCGCGUGAAGGGUGCUAUAUAAUUGCAAGCUGUUGUUGUUGAUCUGCAACUACAUUUCUGAUGGUUUUCAGUCUCCACUGAUGGAAUUGGGGCAUUUGUUGAGGAAAACUUUUGUUAAGAAAACUGAAGCUGAAUUUAAAUUUUUAUCGUAUCCCCCCCCUCGGCACCAAUUUUCAGAUUAUUUCUUGCUCAGACGCCUCCUGCUGCCGCAUUUGGUUAGUUGCAGCUUUAUAGGCAAUACAGUAACUAAUGGACCUGCUAAUUAAUGGGCACCCUGACAAUAGGAAUGUUUAAAGAUAUUUGCCUGAGGAGACUCAGUAUCUUUGUGAACUCAAAGUGGUAAUUUCUCGGAUUCUCUGCGAUGUGAGAGCCAGUUUUAAGAUGGCGGUUGGCACAUUGUAAUAUUUUUGUUUUAAAACUCAAGUCAAGUUGAGUACCUUAACCUAUACGAUGGAUAGUGCAUACAUUUAGGUGUAUGUGUGUAUACAUAUAUAUAUAAUAUAGCAACAACAACAAA